Messenger RNA from Lolium rigidum, 1498 nucleotides. RefSeq names its product transcription initiation factor IIA subunit 1-like. NCBI's taxonomy places the organism in Eukaryota, Viridiplantae, Streptophyta, Magnoliopsida, Poales, Poaceae. Gene Ontology annotation, cellular component: transcription factor TFIIA complex. The record is from RefSeq and is a predicted model, not a curated record. Gene Ontology annotation, biological process: transcription by RNA polymerase II; transcription initiation at RNA polymerase II promoter. The transcript has 11 exons. The coding region runs from base 54 to 1238 and encodes 394 amino acids.
CGCCGUCGCCCCCUCCCCGCAAACCCUAACCCUAGGCGCCCUGCGCCGCCUCCAUGGCCAGCAGCAACGUCUCCGCCGUCUACAUCUCCGUCAUCGAGGACGUCGUCGCCAACGUCCGCGAGGACUUCAUCACCUACGGCGUCGGCGACGCCGUCCUCAACGAGCUCCAGGCUCUAUGGGAAAUGAAGAUGCUCCACUGCGGCGCAAUCUCGGGGACCAUCGACCGCACCAGGGCCCCCGCCGCGCCCGCCCCCGCCGCCGGCGCCACCCCGCCCGUGCACGACCUCAACGUGCCCUACGAGGCCACCUCCGAGGAAUACGCCACCCCCACCGCCGACAUGCUCUUCCCACCGACACCCCUCCAGACCCCGAUUCAGACGCCUCUUCCGGGAACAGAGGCCGGUAUGUACAACAUACCCACCGGGCCCUCCGACUACGCCCCUUCGCCCAUCAGCGACAUGCGAAACGGCAUGUCCAUGAACGGGGCUGAUCCCAAGACCGGCCGCCCAAACCCUUUCAUGCAGUCACCUUCGCCCUGGAUGAACCAGAGACCGCUGGGGGUGGAUGUCAACGUUGCUUAUGAGGAGAGCCGGGAGGACCCUGACAGGAUGGUGCAACCACAGCCACUGACUCAGGAUUUUCUGAUGAUGUCUUCUGGAAAGCGCAAGAGGGAUGAAUAUCCUGGUCAGCUCCCUUCUGGUUCUUUCGUGCCACAACAGGAUGGAAGUGCUGAUCAGGUUCUCGAAUUUGUGGUGUCAAAGGAUAACGCAGCAAAGGUAUGGAAUUCAAUCAUGAACAGGCAAGAGUCAGCAACUAAUGUGUCUUUGAUCAAACGAACAACAAUGAGUCCAGUUCUUCCUCAACGGGACGGGAUGCAAGAUGAUUAUAAUGAUCAAUUCUUCUUCCCUGGAGUUCCAACAGAAGACUACAAUACCCCUGGGGAAUCUUCUGAGUAUCGAACUCCCACGCCUGCUGUUGUAACACCACAGCCAAGAAACGAUACAGGGGAUGAAGAUGAUGAUGAACCACCUCUUAAUGAAGAUGACGACGAUGAUGAUGAGACAGAUGACUUCACAGAAGAUAAUGAUGAACCUAACACACAACACCUUGUCCUUGCACAAUUUGACAAAGUGACGAGGACAAAGAAUCGCUGGAAGUGCACAUUGAAGGAUGGUAUCAUGCAUUUGAAUGGCAGAGAUGUUCUAUUCAACAAGGCCUCAGGGGAGUUUGAUUUUUGAAUUUUGCAGUAAAGAUGAUAUUUUAGGAAAUCCUGUAUCGACUCUCUGUCUUUUAACAUAAGAAUGGGGAGGUGACAAAGCUGGUGCAGUGGCGAGUUUGGCACUAUGAUCAUGUGUCGUGUUUUGCUGUUGAGGCUUGCUUGGCCCAGUUAGGUUGUUACCGUAACUGUCACUGUAAAAAUGAUACAGUUGGGACUUUUGUGGACAUUUUUCUUGAGAUGGUCACUUGAAGCUGCUGCGGAACUAUCAUAUCUGAUAUA